Molecule: messenger RNA, 1468 nt
Organism: Arabidopsis arenosa
Lineage: Eukaryota; Viridiplantae; Streptophyta; Magnoliopsida; Brassicales; Brassicaceae
Source: the annotation of a GenBank genome assembly
CUACUUGGCUUUGGGGGAGAAGAAAGAGACUUACUUUGAAUAUCAAAACAUGUCUAGCUCUCUAUUCUAAGUCUACCCUAUCUACAACAUUCAUAAAUCUCUCUCCCUCUCUCCGAUUAUAUUUGGAAAUAAUUAAGUUGGAUCUACAAGUGAAGAUUGAUCGAUGUUAGCUCUGUCUCCUGCGACAAGAGAUGGUUGCGAGGGAGCGUCAGAGUUUCUUGAUACGUCGUGUGGAUUCACAAUAAACCCGGAGGAGGAGGAUGAGUUUCCGGAUUUCGCUGACCACGGGGAUCUUCUUGACAUCAUCGACUUCGACGAUAUAUUCGGUGUCGCCGGAGAUGUGCUUCCUGACUUGGAGAUCGACCCCGAGAUCUUAUCCGGGGAUUUCUCUGAUCACAUGAACGCUUCUUCAACGAUUACUACGACGUCGGAUAAGACUGAUAGUCAAGGGGAGACUAACAAGAGUAUUUCGGGGAAAGGUGAAGAAGUCGUAAGCAAAAGAGACGAUGCUGCGGCGGAGACGGUGAAUUAUGACGGUGAAAGUGACCGGAAAAGGAAGUAUUCGUCUUCAGCUUCUUCCAAGAACAAUCGUAACAUCGAAGGGAAGCGAAAGGUGAAGGUGGAUUGGACACCAGAGCUACACAGGAGAUUCGUGGAGGCAGUGGAACAGUUAGGAGUGGACAAAGCUGUUCCUUCUCGAAUUUUGGAGCUUAUGGGAGUCCAUUGUCUCACUCGUCACAACGUUGCUAGUCACCUCCAAAAAUAUAGGUCUCAUAGGAAACAUUUGCUAGCGCGUGAGGCCGAAGCGGCUAAUUGGACACGUAAACGGCAUAUCUAUGGAGUAGACACCGGUGGUAAUAUUAAUGGUCGGAAUAAAAAUGGAUGGCUUGCACCGGCACCCACUCUCGGGUUUCCACCACCGCCACCCGUGGUUGUCGCACCGACACCUGUCCACCACCAUCAUUUUAGACCCUUGCAUGUGUGGGGACAUCCCACGGUUGAUCAGUCCAUCAUGCCGCAUGUGUGGCCAAAACACUUACCUCCACCUUCUACCGCCAUGCCUAAUCCGCCGUUUUGGGUCUCCGAUUCUCCCUAUUGGCAUCCAAUGCAUAACGGGACGACUCCGUAUUUGCCGACCGUAGCUACGAGAUUUAGAGCACCGCCGGUUGCCGGAAUCCCACAUGCUCUGCCGCCACAUCACACAGUGUACAAACCAAAUCAUGGCUUUGGUGGUGCUCGUCCUCCGGUGGACUUACAUCCGUCAAAAGAGAGCGUGGAUGCAGCCAUAGGAGAUGUAUUAACGAGGCCAUGGCUGCCACUUCCGUUGGGAUUGAAGCCACCUGCUGUUGACGGUGUUAUGACGGAGCUUCACCGUCACGGUGUCUCCAAGUUUCCUCCGACAGCGUCUUGUGCCUGAAACGCACAAGCGCCGUAGGCAAACCGAACCAAACAAAAUUCGACGACAUGU